CAGUAUAUAUACGCCUGUGCUCACCAAGAUUAUGUCACAACCAUCCGGCCUGCAGAAGUCUCUAGAGCAGUUUACUCAUCACCUCACACCAAGUCAACAUGAAUCUUCUGGUUACCUGUCUCCUCGCCAUCGUGGUCACCUCUCAUGCAUACGUCCUUGUUGGACCUUCAGGUGCCGUCUCCGCCACAGGAAAGAACCGCCAGUUCUCUGCUGAUGAAGCUGGCGGUCCGCGAGACAUAGUUGGCGCUUCGGGUAUCGUCAAACCUUCAGGGGUGAACAUUCAGUUCACCCGAGAAGAAGCCGAGAACUACAACAAUAUUGUGGUGGGACCCUCCGGGAUCGUCACCAGAGAUGGCCAAAACAUCCAGUUCACUGCCGAACAGGUUGGCCGCCAGAAGCGUGACCUAGUGGGACCCUCUGGUAUCGUCAGAAAAGAUGGCAGAAAUGUUCAGUUCACCCAGGAAGAAGCCGAUAACUAUUUCAAUGUUGUGAAGGGACCCUCCGGUAUCGUCCGAAAAGACGGCAACAACAUUCAGUUCACCGCUGAACAGGCUGCCCGCCAGAAGCGUGCCCUAUUUGGUCCCUCUGGCGCUAUCUUGGAUGAUGGCACUCAAGUCCAGUUCAGCAAGGCAGGUGUCACAGUCCUACUGGAGGGACCCUCUGGCUACGUCUUCAGUGACGGCACCCUCGUCCAGAAGAAGAGCUAGGAGGCAAGACUCAGACUACCUGACCCAAAACUGUCAACGACUCGAGUCUGUAUAUACAGUAGGCCCAAGGUUAUUAUUAAUGAUAUGUAUUGGUUGUACUAUAAACAGACAUUUACAAAAUAAAGAAUAUGCAAAUGCAAUGAACAAC
Molecule: messenger RNA, 855 nt
Organism: Homarus americanus (American lobster)
Lineage: Eukaryota; Metazoa; Arthropoda; Malacostraca; Decapoda; Nephropidae
Product: cuticle protein CP1243-like
Exons: 2
Coding region: 99-707 (202 amino acids)
Molecular function (GO): structural constituent of cuticle
Source: RefSeq, a predicted model, not a curated record